Lates calcarifer (barramundi perch) is the source of this 2179-nucleotide messenger RNA. RefSeq names its product isocitrate dehydrogenase (NAD(+)) 3 non-catalytic subunit gamma (gene idh3g). Gene Ontology annotation, cellular component: mitochondrion. The coding region runs from base 75 to 1262 and encodes 395 amino acids. Gene Ontology annotation, biological process: tricarboxylic acid cycle; isocitrate metabolic process. NCBI's taxonomy places the organism in Eukaryota, Metazoa, Chordata, Actinopteri, Centropomidae. The record is from RefSeq and is a predicted model, not a curated record. Gene Ontology annotation, molecular function: magnesium ion binding; NAD binding; oxidoreductase activity, acting on the CH-OH group of donors, NAD or NADP as acceptor. The transcript is spliced from 13 exons.
UUUCCCUCAGAUUGAACUAUCGCGCGACCACAGUACCUCCUCCUUGAGCACGCGACCACUGCCUCCAAAUCAAGAUGGCUUCCCACAGUGCUGUGCUCUCGAUGUCCAAGAUUAUUUCUCCUUUCUGGGGUGGACGCCUCGGAAACACGGUUAAAGUAUUUGGAACAACUCUGACAAGUCGCAGGAAUAAAACCUUACAUGCUGGAGAAAACAUUCCCCCUCCUGCAAAGUAUGGAGGCAGACACACUGUGACCCUCAUACCUGGAGAUGGAAUUGGUCCAGAGCUGCUCACUCAUGUCAGAGAGGUUUUCAGGUUCAGCUGUGUGCCGGUGGACUUUGAGGUGGUGCACGUCAACUCUGCUGUGGAAACUGAGGAUGAUAUCAAUAAUGCCAUUACUGCCAUCCGCCGUAAUGGAGUUGCCCUCAAAGGUAACAUAGAAACCAAACAUACCAUGCCACCAUCUGUCAAAUCCAGAAAUAAUCUCCUUCGUACAAGCUUAGACCUGUUUGCCAAUGUGAUGCACUGCCAGUCCCUCCCUGGAGUCCAGACUCGCCACAAGAACAUUGACAUCAUGAUCAUCAGGGAGAACACAGAGGGAGAAUACAGCAGUCUGGAGCACGAGAGUGUAUCAGGGGUCGUGGAGAGCCUUAAGAUCAUCACCAGGAACAAUUCCCUCAGGAUUGCUGACUAUGCCUUCCAACUGGCCAGGGAGAAAGGUCGUCGCAGGGUCACUGCUGUGCACAAGGCCAACAUCAUCUCUGGUGAUGGCUUGUUCCUGCAGUGCUGCAGAGAAGUGGCCUCUGGUUACCCAGACAUCACAUUUGACAGCAUGAUUGUGGACAACACCACCAUGCAGCUGGUGUCCAAGCCCCAGCAGUUUGAUGUGAUGGUGAUGCCCAAUCUGUACGGGAACGUGGUGAGCAACGUGUGCGCAGGCCUGGUGGGAGGGCCUGGCCUUGUGCCCGGAGCCAAUUAUGGUCGUGACUAUGCUGUCUUUGAAACGGCCACAAGGAACACAGGGAAGAGUAUCGCGGACAGGAACAUUGCAAACCCCACUGCCAUGCUGCUAGCCAGCUGCAUGAUGCUGGACCACCUUAAGCUUAACGAUUAUGCGAGUUUGAUUCGGAACGCCGUCCUAACCACCAUGAAUGAAACCAGGUUGCACACAGCUGAUAUCGGGGGUCAGGGCACCACAUCGGAGGUGGUCCAGUCCGUCAUGAGGGUCAUCCAGAGUAAAGGGCAACUCAUAUCAGAGAUCUAAAAACCACCACCAAGGAUACCAUGUGCCCGCGCGCACGCACACACACACACACACACGCUCAUCAGACGUGUGGGUUUGAACAGGUGUCUGUAUGUGGGGCAGGUGUACAGUAUGAGAAAAGGAUAUCCAUGCGUGUCUGUUUCCAUAGCGUUAGGUCUUAUCACUGACAUCACAACUUUUUUUUUCUCCCCCACCCGGCUUACUGACCAGUUCACUGUAUAAACGACCCUUUAUCAACACUUGUGUUCCAUAUAAUAACGACCUUCAUUGGCCUGUUUCUGAAACCGUUUACUUUUGAUAAAAUUUCUUUAUCACUCCUAAAGCCUACAUUAAGGAUAGAUUAUGUUUCCAGAGUUCAUCAGGCUCAUUCAGAGGAUAAUCUGUGCUCUGACAAAUUGUUAUGAAACACGACCAAAACACCAGAAAUAUCUUGAGAUGAGCAUACAGUGUCUACUCUGUGCAAAAAACAUAUUCCAGUGGGGAUCAUUAUUUAUUUUAUAGCUUAGGACUAUGUUACAGCCUUCACAGUCAACCAAAAUGUGCAAUGUUCAUUUAAUGCCUUAACUUGUCAUUCUGUUAGAUUGGGUAUUAUAUACUGAACUGUUCUGUAUAUUCAUAUCAUGUUGACUGUACUUUAAAAUGGCGAUGUAGCUUUUUCAUUUAUACUGUAUCAUCACAAAAUGUGUACAUUGAGUUGCUGCUGUCAAAGCUGAACCUUUACGCUUGUGCCAUAAUAAUCUUUUCACUCAAGUGUGGGUCAUGUCAAAGGAUAUAUACCCCUGCUGUCUUAAAAGCUAACCAGGCAGGAGCUCUUAAAGCGUGAUGUGAAAAGACUGGUUUUAUCAUGUCUGGAGGUGGGCACAUGUACUGUAUAACAUAAAUGUUAUAAAUAAUGAAAUAAAUCUAUCUUAAGCUGA